AUCGAUAUCUUUAUUCUCAGUCUAAUUAUCAGCACCGUGAUGUCUGUGGUUUAGCGGGAGCGCGCUUGUCGCGCGGUCAAGUGCAUGAGGCUGUUAUUUCACGACUGAAGCCUAUUGAUUCGAUGAAGAUGGCGAUGUGUGCGGCGCUCCGAUGCGUUUCGGCAAACUUUUCGGCAGCAUUGCCCCUGCUCACGAGACCUGCACGUAUCUGGACGUGCCAAAAUUCGCUACGGCCAAACGUUUUAAGGACGCUUUCCACGAGCUCGCGGCUCUCGGGAGCUCUGAAGUUUACAGACAAACACGAAUGGGUGAGAGUGGAGGGGAGUGUGGGCACGGUUGGCAUCAGCAACUUUGCUCAGGAAGCGUUAGGUGAUGUGGUAUACUGUGGGCUUCCAGAAGUGGGAACAAAGCUUGAACAAAUGGAGGAGUUCGGUGCUUUAGAAAGCGUCAAAGCUGCUAGUGAGUUGUAUUCUCCACUGACUGGAGAAGUGACCGAAAUCAACACAAAUCUGACAGAUAACCCGGGACUAGUAAAUAAAGCCUGCUAUGAAGAUGGAUGGUUAAUUAAGAUGACCAUAGAGAAACCUGCAGAACUUGACCAACUCAUGGAUGAAGCUGCUUAUGAAAAAUUCAUAAAAUCCCUCGAUUCAUAAA
Carassius gibelio (silver crucian carp) is the source of this 654-nucleotide messenger RNA. Its product is annotated as glycine cleavage system H protein, mitochondrial-like. The coding region runs from base 123 to 653 and encodes 176 amino acids. NCBI's taxonomy places the organism in Eukaryota, Metazoa, Chordata, Actinopteri, Cypriniformes, Cyprinidae. The record is from RefSeq and is a predicted model, not a curated record. The transcript is spliced from 5 exons. Gene Ontology annotation, biological process: glycine decarboxylation via glycine cleavage system; protein lipoylation. Gene Ontology annotation, cellular component: glycine cleavage complex; mitochondrion; cytoplasm.